Messenger RNA from Papaver somniferum (opium poppy), 2857 nucleotides. Its product is annotated as ubiquitin carboxyl-terminal hydrolase 26-like. The transcript is spliced from 9 exons. Bases 311 to 2317 code for a protein of 668 amino acids. Lineage: Eukaryota; Viridiplantae; Streptophyta; Magnoliopsida; Ranunculales; Papaveraceae. The record is from RefSeq and is a predicted model, not a curated record. Gene Ontology annotation, molecular function: cysteine-type deubiquitinase activity. Gene Ontology annotation, biological process: response to salt stress; protein complex oligomerization; response to heat.
UUCCAUCUUUUUGGCGCUCAUUCCCUGUGUGGGGGACCCAUAGCAAAUGAAAACAAAAAAUAAGGGCAAAAUAAAAAAUAAAAUCACUCUCUAAGUUCUGCUUCAACAUCGAUUUUUCUCACAGCCCUAACUAAGUAUGCCCAGAGGAAAGAACUAUUGUUCUAUUUAGUUAUUAGGGCAAAACCAAGCAAGCAAGAAACGGAGAAAGAAAGUUUACUAAAAUUUCUGUGAAGACGAAUCUUUACUUAGGAAUUUCAUUCCUACGUGAUAAUUAGGAAAAAAUAUUAUAUCUGGGCAAAAAGAAGGAAAAAUGAAUUUUAAGCAAAUUGCAGAUGACUCGCUUGAUGGGAAGUCUCUGGAUGGGACAUUGUACUAUGUAUCUAGAGCAUGGUUGUUACAGUGGUCUCAGAGAACGAAUCUGGAUUUUCCCGGUGAAGCUGACUUCGGCCCAACAACUUCAAUAAGGUGUCCCCAUGGAGAGCUUAUGCCAGAACAAGCUGCCGGGGCGGAGCGUGUGUUGGUUCCGGAAAAUCUCUGGCUCUUUCUUUAUGAAAAUUUUAACAGGGUGAGACCUGAAAAUGCUUUGACAACAUUUCCGUCGAAGUCAGGAACAUGUGUUACCUGCAGCAUGGAACUUAACAAAGUGGGCUAUGAAGAUACUCUGAGAGCAGCAGCUAAGCUCAAAGAACGGCAACAUCAUAAGAAAAUACUUCUGGAAAGCAAUGAUGCGCUUAAUCCUGGCAGCAAGUAUUACUUAUUGCCUUCAUCAUGGCUGACAAAGUGGAAGAGUUAUAUAACAAGUGGGAAGAUGGUGCCUUCACCUGAUCCUUUAGAGGGCGUUAUUGAUUCUCUGAUAUGUAGGAAACAUUCACUGCUGUUAGAAAGGCCUCCUGAUCUUUUCUGCAAGCAUGGUCUUAUUUUUCAGAAGCCAUCUACUACAGAUGGGUUGACUAUAGUUUCAGAGAACGACUGGAAGUUCUUUGCCGAAGAUUGGCAAGGGGCCAACUCGAACUGUGUAUCUGCUGAAAUUGAGUUCUCUAUUAGCAACGCAAAGAAAUUAAUUGGAUUUUUCGAAGAGGGGCCAAUUUCAGAAGAAGACCUGAAUCCUUCAAAUGAUGAGGUUGCGUCAAGGCAGCCAAGUCUUAAGACUUACCCAAUGACAUGCGAGAAGUGCAUAGGAGAACGAGAAGGCAGGGAGCUAGCGCAGAAAUUAAGUUAUCGCCAUAAAUACAUUUCUGUAGUUCUGGUGCACGGAAAGAAGGAUCCAAGAUCUGUUCUUGAUGCUUCUUGUGCAGUUUCUGAGCCAGAUAGGAGCCUUUCUGAGCUCUCCCAGAAGACUUCCGACAACAUCUCACUAAACUUGAAAGUGUCUGGUUCUAUGUCAAUCUAUCAGUUGAAAAAGAUGAUCUGCAAAUCACUUGGGGUCGUCAAGGAGAACCAGAUGCUACGUGUAGAUGCCAGAAAAAUCGAAGAGGAUUCUGCUACUCUGGCUGACAUGAAUAUAUUCCCAGGAGCUGUGCUCUGGGUCAGCGAUUCGGGAAUCUAUGAGAAUCGUGAUACAUCAGAAAUCUCAGGACAGUAUUCAUGCGUCAAGCGAAUUGAGGGUGGAUUUCGUGGAAGUCUUACUGCAAAUAUUGUAACACAGGAACCACAAUUACCUUCGCCAGAAACAAAAGAGUCACUGACACCAACUACUACUACCACCACCACAACAACUACCAUCACGACUUCCAUGAUUAGCACGGCACCAAUACCUUGUGCAGAUAUCAAGGAAUUCUGUGACAAGCAUGUUUUGAUGAUUGAUAUGCUGGUGCAAAACUGCAUGGAAGGUCAGCAAACUCCUCCCAAGUUAACAAUGUCUCAGAAUCCAACAGGGGUACAGCCUCCUCCGUUGGACGAUGGUAGUACGAUCUUAUCAACCGUUGUCACAUCUGAGACUAUUCCAUGUACUGAUAUUAAAAUGUUCACCGACAAGUAUGUAGUCGUGAUUGACAUGCCUGGGGUUAUGUCUGAGGAACUCAACAUCCAACCUCAUACGGCGAAUGAGCUAGUUAUUAGCGGCAAGCCUAAACUAACAUCUGAGUCAGGUACUUCUUCUUCGAGGUAUUUCAGAUCAAGAGUUACUCAGCGGAGUAAUGUUUUAAAGAAGAGACUACGUUUACCUAUUGAUGCAAAAAUUGACUCAAUGUCAGCUGUUUGUGAACGCGGGGUGCUUAGGAUGACUUUUCCAAGGCGUAAGAUAUCAGUUUCAGAAAAUGUGAUUGCUUGGAAGACUGGUGAAGAGAAUGACGAUAGUUCUCUGAGCUUCUAUACCUAGUUUUAUUAAGUAUUUGGGGAUAGUUUUUGCUGUUUAGUUUAUCUUUGCCCAUUAAAGUAAUUUUCAAGUAAUGUUAGCUUAGUUAUACUUAUACAUACACUUUUUACAUACAUUUACAUCAUAAGAUACUGUUUAUGUGUGUGGUUGAAAGUUUAUUAUUCUUGAAAAGAAUAGAUGAACACUUAUACGGAUCAAUUAGAUUCAAGAUAUACCUGCCUUGGUUGAGUUGUUCAACUAUUGAAGUGUAUAAGGAGUAAUAAUACAUUCUCUACAUUUAUAGUGCGGUGUCUGUUUUCCUUUUCUUCGUUUUAAUUACCUUUAACAUGACAGCAACACAACUGCAUCAACUUAACAGAGAUUGACUCACUAGCUUGAUGGUACGGAAAAGAGGUUGGGACCGGGAACUGCAUAAGGGUAAAGCUUGAGAUUUGUAGAGCUAUUCAGAAAUGAAAUGAUAACCUAGAAUCUCAAAGUUGCCUGAGCAAGACUUCCAGCUGACGCACGGAAACAAAAGGGGAGUUGUGAAAAUAAAGUAUAAAG